Lymnaea stagnalis (great pond snail) is the source of this 16954-nucleotide messenger RNA. The record is from the annotation of a GenBank genome assembly. NCBI's taxonomy places the organism in Eukaryota, Metazoa, Mollusca, Gastropoda, Lymnaeidae.
CAUAUCGACGUUUUACUAUGUAAUUUACGUCUCGAAAAUGAAUCUAUUGGACACGCCAAAAUGAAGUAAGUUCAUUAUCUAUUUAAAUACACGGCUUACAGUAUUGCCCAAUAAAUUUUAAAAAAAAAUGACCUUAUGUAAUUACUCAAAAUAAAGUUCACUAGAGAGAGUAAGCCCAGAGUCACAGUACUCACGGUCACAGUGACUGAAGUUCAGUCAGUGACUUUAGUAUGACUAGGUCUAGGGCCUAGGGUGACCAAAUCAUGAACUGGAAAAAAUGGGACACACACAAGGAGGGUGGGGGAGAUACCCUCCAGCUAAAGAGGGGUUUCGCGGCCUCUGCGGGAAACUGUUUAUUGAAAUAUGCUAAUUUUAACUAUUUUGAGACCUAGAAAUCUGGCUGGUCUUGAGUUAGACUAGAGUGUUAAAGUUAAAGGUAUAUCAUAAACCGAAACAAUUAUACAAGAAUACAUAUUUAUUUAUACAUACUUUACAAUAUAAUACAACACAAAAAAUUAAAUGCAGCCAUCAGUAUCACAUGAUCCCACAUCACUCCUGGCCCUGGCUACACAGCUAGCCAAAAUAUUAUUUGAAGUUUUAGUUUUAGUUUUAGUCAUUUGAAAAUUUGCUAAGUUUUAGAAAAAGGACAUUCAUUUAGGCACCCCGAGAGAAUUUUUCGGGACACCGGGUAUGAUUGUGAAAAAACGGGACAAUCCCGAUUUUACGGGACAUUUGGUCACCUUUCUUAAUUCUUUAGACUCCAGACAACUUCAGAUUCAGUGGUUCAUAAAAAUAAAAGACUGAAGGGUGAAGUGAAAUAUAAACAAAAAAACAUUUAUUUUGAAUAUAAUUUAUAUAUAAAGAAUAUAGAUAGAUUAUAGAGAAUAGUAGGCCUAUAGAGAUAGACUAUGUUAUACUGAACUAUAUAUAGUCUAUAGAUUACUUUAGUCUAUGUUAUAGUUAUAACAUAUAUAAUAUAUAAACAUAAUAAGUCUGGUGUUAAUUAAAGAUAAACUUAUAUAAAUUAUAUAAAAUAAAAUAGUCUAAUGUACACAGGGCAGUGCCAUGGUAAAGCGGCUCCCAGGGCGAAGCCUUAACAUGGCACCCUUACCCUGAGCAAUAAAUGAUAUUUCAUUAUAUAAUAUAAUUUAGUAUAUGGUAAAUAUUAUAAUUUAAAUAUUUAUAUCAUGUAUUAAGUUUAUAUCCUUUAAAUCUUGUUUAAAUACUGUGCUUUUUUUAAAAUAAAAGGAUGCUUGGAUUGUCACUUUGAAUGGGGGGAAGGGGAUAAUAAAUUGAGAAAGCCAAAAUUCUAGAGGGGUUGGAGGGAGGGCCUGUAGAGGAGCUUCUCCCCCAGAAAAUGUAAUGUUUUGGGAUGAAAAUAUGAGAAUGUUGUUUUUCAUAAAAGAAACCAAAGGCCGCUGAGCAAAAGUGGGGGAGAGGUUUGAAGAGGGACUCAUCAUUGCAAUUAUGCAUUCCAUUAUUUUCCAAAAAUAUGUAUAUUACUAACUUUGAAAUCGCUGGAUAUGCUUUAAAUUCAUGCCUGCACUUUAAUUACUAAAUUAAGACAGAUACAAUGCUGACAACAAUAAAUUCAAUAGAUGUAUCCAAAAAUAUUGAGUUUUGUAAUAAAAAAUACCAUAACCUUAACUUCAUUAAAUUACAGGAUGAUAAAAUUUAAUAAAGGAGGUGAAUAAAGGGUUCCAGAAGUUUAGCAUUUAUUAUGGAUAGCAGAUCUAAACUCUUGCUAUUGCCUUCUUCAAAGAAGUGAUGUCAAGUUACUUACAGGGCCUAUUUAAUUACAUUAGGGGAACAUGGCCAGCGACUGUUUUCUUAGGAAAAACUUGGGAUGUGGUCUCUGAACAGUCAAAAGAUAGUAUAUUAAAAAUAAUCUGGCUUCUUCAGUGUCCUGAGGUAAGUAUUUUUGUCUAUAUUAGUAUAUUUUUUUAACAAAAGGAUAUUGAGGUAAGGGGGAAAUAGGCCUAUAGGUUGAAAACAGGAAGUCUGUAGAAAGGUUGGGUUGGAGGCUUAUUUUCAAAGUUCCUGCUGUGCUCCUAUCCUUAACAUAUAUAUACUUAGUUUUUCUGCAACAUAAUGGAGAAGGAUGUUUCAUGGUUCUCUCAAAGGAAUAUCACCACCCUGCUAAACAGGAGCCAGUGCAUUGGCAAACAAUUUACAAAUAACUGUUUUGCAUGACAGAGUGUUACUUCCAUUUAGCAUUAGAACUAGUGCUGUAUUAAACCAUGGCAGGGCCACUAGGCUUCAAGGUUUUUGGGCCCUUCAAAAGUGUGGAACUUACAAUUAAGAGCAUUGUCAAGGCAUGGCUAAAGGUUGCAUGGGUCCCUUAUCUUGGUGCACCCCUACUCUUCAGCCUCACCAGCCUUUUGGAUAAUACGGCCCUCAUUAGAACAAUUAUUUCCUAUUCUACAGGAAAAAUCAUCAGAUGUAGUUCAACUUCUAAGACAAUUGCCUACAGGAGAAGACUGGUUUAGUGUCAAGGAUAUUGAAACAGGAUUUGAUAUCCUACAAUCAGCUGUUAUAUCAAGGUAAAGUUUAUUGUUUAAAUUGUUUUAGCUAAAUUUUUUUUUUUUACCAAUCUUUGUGUUAAUUUAUUUUGCAGUUUGCUGUCAAUAUCACAAGGCAUGUGUUUCAAACAUACAAAUAUGCAUAAUCUUUUAACAUUAAGCACAAGAUCAAAGUCACUAGUCAAGAAAGCGUUGUAAAAUAUCUCAACGAGAUCAUUUCUUUUCUUAUUGGUUUAUAAGGUUUUAUUGCGAAUCGUUCAUGGAAAUAAUAUGGUAUCCCAGGUAGUUGGCAAGUUAAUAAUUGAUAUUAUUCAGUCAAUAGAUGGUAUUAAUCCAUAAUAUAUAUGAAGCUGUAUGUUUACUUUUGAUUCAUUCAACAAGAAAUAAGGAUGUAGUCAAGUACCUUUUGUCAUUUUGUGUUGAUCUUGACUGCUACCACUGCAGUUCACCAGUGCAUUUAGCUGCAUACCUUGGAGAAAAAGGAAUAUUACAAAUCCUAUCUGAAAGAGGGGCAAAUGUAAGUUUUGUGAAAGAAAAGUUUAUAAAUUAUGAAUGAAUUUUAAAAUUUGUGUUAAAACUGCUUUCCCAAAUCCUUAAGGGCAAAAAGUUUGAAAGUAGAAAACAUUGAAUAUGAAAAAGAGAUGCCCUAAAAAAAUGCGCACACUUAACACAUUCAUACCAACGAACAAUAUUAACGAAAUUAUAAAUAUAGAAUACCCACAAGUAAUUAAACAACCCCUAGUUUGUCGUAUAAAUCCUUUAUAUGCAUUUAUUAUUAUUAUUAAAAAAAAUAAUAUUCUAAUUUCCCGCCCGCUUUUACAAGGCAGAUUUAUUUCACCAACUAUUUUAGAUAAACAAAAGUGUCCUCAUUUAUUAAUUCAUACUUACUGUUUUGUUUGUUUUUUUGCAUCUGUCCAUCUCAGGGAGUGGAUGGUAUGGUUUUUGCUUGACUAAAUUGGAAAUCACUAGGCAAUAUAUAUCCAUCAAAAUUGUAUAAUACUGUUGAGUUUUAGUUAUGAGAUAUGGAACUUAGUUAUUUAUCUUGUGUAAAUUUAAUAUUUUCAUUGUAAAUAAAUUUAAUUCUCAUAGUCAUAUUUCAAAUAAUAUAUAUUAAUGAGUUUUAAUACUAAUCUAAAAGGUAAAUAAGAAGCUGGGCAUGUGCUACCCACAGCCUCAUAAAGCUAUUUCAUACGAGCCACAUUACUUCAGUUUUUCCAAGCAGCCAGUCUAUUUGUGUAAGACUCGAAGGCUAACCCCAGUGCAGUGUGCAAUCCUUCGCAAUCAACUUUCAUGUGUUCAGGUAAUUAGCAUGACCUAAUUAUUAGAAUGGCCAGAUUUUUCCAAAGGAUACAUAAAAAUCCUUCACAUUUGAUAUAGAAUCAGGCAAAGCAAAUAAUUGCUGAAAUUUAAAAAAAAUAAAAAAUAAAAUAAAAUGCACACUAAAGCCAGUUCAGUUUAAUGAAUGAAGUAAAAGAAAAGGAAUAUUAAAUAACGUUUACUACUGAUUUGUUUUUUAGAUAAUUUUAGAACAGGAAAGAUUAAAAGUAAAACAAAGUCUGUCACCACAAAACCUGCUGAUGUACUCAUGUCAGGAGGGGGCUCCAGAUUGCAUCCGCUAUUUUGCAGAUUUGUAUCCUGAUUGCAUAAAUAAAUAUAUGAAAGGGGACACACCUUUACUGGCUGCUGUACCUUGGGGUGAACAGUAAGUAGUCAUUAAAAGCUGCAACCCUUUAAAAACUUACAUUCUUUAAAUGCUAAAUUUUUAACAGCUAUAAAGUAACAAACAUAUACAGUAGGUGAAUUUGCAAUAGGGUCUGUUUGAGUCUAUUACUAUUAAACAAAGAUUUUAAUAACAGAAGAGUCUUGAAAUGAAAGUGAUGUUAUCCAGGCAUUUUGUUUUUGGUAUAUUCUAUUUGCUCCUUGGAGACAGAGUUUUGCAGACACCUUUUUCUCAUUUAAACUAAGGUACCGUAAUAAAGUUUAAAAAAAUGUAAUCUGUUCUAAGUUUGGGUAAUUAGAUGGAAAAUACGUAACAAAGCUCAAAAGACCAGUACACAAAGAAUGAUCAUCAAAUUGAUCGUGGGCACCUCAAAUAUAAGAAGAAGAAGAAAUGAUAUUAAAGCUAGUUAUAUUAAUAGUUAUAAAAUACUAUUAAGAUGGAAUUAUAAAAAUACAAAAUCAAACAUACAGAAACAAAAACAAUAUUAACUUACAUCACCACUAGUGAAAAAAUAUAAUAGAAGAAAGGUACAAAUAUUAAUCCACUCACACACAGGGAAAAAGUUUUAAGUCUUGUAAGUUCUCUUUUCUUGUAUCUCUGGUAAGUCUUGUAAGACUAUUAGGUCUCUGAUCCUUCUACUGGUCACAGUCAACCAUUGUAUUUAUAGUGAGGGAGUCAGAACAUUCCAGAGCAGAAAGUCUAGAAAUUCAAAUGUCAGAGAGUACUUUCGUCCUCUGCAAAAGAAAACAGACUUUCCCACUAAAGGGCAGUGGGGGAACAGAGUGGCAGUACUUGUCAUCAAGUUAAUUGUUGAUGACAUUACAACAAGAGGGACAGGCAAUGCUAGCCAGGCUUCACACAAUGCAGGGUGAACAAAAACUAAGUCAACACACAAGCUAUAACAUAGGGAUUAUGGUUUUGUAACAAAAAUGAAAAAGUUCAUCGUUAUAACAUUUUAAGACUUUGUCCUUGCCAACUUACAUGUAUAAUUCACUUACAAAAUGUUUUAAAAAUUAAUUUUGGGAUAAUUUAUUCGGUAUCACAGAUGUGCAAAAAUAUUACUGGAGAGUGGCGCAGAUGUCCAUCUACGGUCAGAAUCUAUACAGGAGACAGCUCUCCACAGACUGUAUCGCCAGAACAUUGAUGGCCUUUUCACCAUCUAUGACACCACUAAAUAUCUGCUGACUACAGGCAUUGAACAAGAAGUAGGUAUGAAUUUCUAAUAACAGGUUUUUAUAUUUGCCUUUUAAUCAUUUGUAAGUGUGUCGUGAUGCAACAUUCUUAUUGUUCACUGAAUGUACAACCUUUUUUUGUUACCAUAUUAAAACAUUAAUAGAGCAAUAUGAAUAAAACACUGUUUUUCUUGCAAUAGUCUUGUGUAAAAACAUAGACAGCAGAACUGUGUUAGGAUGAAAAUGCCCACAGUCUUUUACUGAAGUCAUAGUUAAGCACACACAAGCCUAUCAAGCAAGCCAUCUCUCUCUUUGGAUGAUUGUUGGUUGUGAAAGUAUUUUGUAUGGUAACUGCUUGAGAUGAGAUAAGAUGAGAUUCUUUUUUUGAUCCAAACAAAUGGAAAUGCUUUUUGACUGCAUUUUCCAUUUUCAGCACAUAAAUAAAACAAUUUGAACACGAGACAUUAAAUUAUUUCACUAGUGGAAAAAAACCAGCCAUUCAGUGAAUUUUCUUAGUUCUAUCAGGGACUUGAUAGUUCUCAUUAAGAUUUGUGACUACAGGGGGACCACGUUGAAUGUUAGACUUUCGGAGUCUUAGUUUACAUGGAUUACGUCCAAAAGUCUCUCAAGUGAGGAUAAUACAGAUUUUGGUGAACUCCCUGGAUAGGUAAAAUGGCUUUAAAGGGAUGCAGAGUUGUUCUUUGGCGUAUUUAUAAGCUACAUGUUUCACUGUACUGUUGUUGAUGCUACAGUAGUUUUUUUUAACGUAUAUUGCCAAUUCCCCUUCCCUUGGAUUUGCCGCUGUCAGUUGUUCUAUGGGCACGGAAAAUUUUAAGUUUGUCCAGUGCCACUACUGAAUCUUGGUACCCUGUCUUUAAGCCAUGUUUCUGCCAGACAUGUUAAAGAGAUUUUGUGAAAUUGAUAGAAAUGCUUACAGCAACAAUCCAGUUCAUCCAUCUUGUUACAUAGUGAUCCAACGUGUCCCAAAACAACAGGUGGAAGAAAGCCCCUGUUUCUGCAUUUCACACGAAUGCCUCCCUUGUGCCCCGCUUUCUUUGUCUCAGUCGUGAAUCAUUUGCCAUUUGUUGUUAACAUGACGGAAGUUUACAAAAAUGGCAAAAGUGACAUUUUUACUCUAGUCUGAGUAAUUUGAUAUCCAAUGUCCAUAUUAAAGCUAUUUCCCGUGAAGAGAAACACAAAACUCACAAGGAAAUCUUCCUUAGCACCUCCAUUUUUAAUUGAGUGAAAAACAAUUAAAUAAAACGUAAAAACUGUAAAAAUGCUGAAAAAGAUGCACUAAUGCAAUGGAGUCGCCUGCAUAGCAGCGCCCUGGAAGUAUAUUGAGAUUGUUAACCCGGCAUUUCAGACUUGGGGUUAUCCCAAAAUUUCUACUGGGGUAUAACCCAGCAUUUCUACUUGGGUUUUACCCAGCAUUAUAACUUUAGAUAUCAUUAAAAUAUAAUUUUGAGAGAACAGGAGAUGCAAAAGAUUAAUUACUUAUUAAAAUUAGUUAGGGGAGAUAACUACCAUAUAUUUUAAGCCAUUUGGGAGAAAAUUAUGAAUUAAAGCUUGAAAAUUAUUAAAGACAGUGAAGGCUAGAAAAUAUAAAAUUUGAUCAGUUUCAAAAUAAUUGCAGAUCAACAGUGUGAUCAAAAUUUUGUAACAAAGAUCAUAUUUAAUAUUAUUAUUAUUAUUUUUAAAAUGCGAACCUUUUUAUGUGUUUGUAUCUCCCAGGUAAAUACAUACACCCAUCUUAAGGAAACAGCAUUGCAUAUGUUAGUGUCCCACAUCUCAUACACAGGAGGCAACUAUGUGGACCCUCAAAGGCAGCUGCCCAGGGCACAGUUACAAGAGAGCUAUCAAUCCCAGGUUGCUUGUUCAAUAUCAUUUUGUAACACUCAAUUCUUGUAACGCUGAGUUCUUGUAACUCUCCGUUCUUGUAACUCACAGUUCUUGUAACACUCAGCUUUUUUAACUCUCAGUUCUUGUAACACUCAUUUCUUGUAACUAUCAGAUCAUGUAACUAUCUGUUCUUGUAACUGUGAGUUCUUGUAACUCUCAAUUCUUGUAACACUCAGCUAUUGUAAUAAUCAGUUCUUGUAACACUCAGUUCUUGUAACACUCAGUUCUUGUAACGAUCAGUUCUUGUAACACUCAGUUCUUGUAACUAUUAGUUCUUGUAACACUCAGUUCUUGUAACUAUCAGUUCUCAUAACACUCAGUUCUUGUAACAAUCAGUUCUUGUAACUAUCAGGUCUUGGAACUGUCAGUUCUCGUAACACUCAGUUCUUGUAAUACUCAGUUCCUGUAACUAUCAGUUCUCGUAACACUCAGUUCUUGUAACACUCAGUUCUUGUAACACUCAUUUCAUGUAACUAUCAGUUCUUUUAACACUCAGUUCUUGUAGCUAUCAGUUCUUGUAACUAUCAGAUCUCGUAACACUCAGUUCUUGUAACACUCAGUUCUUGUAACACUCAGUUCUCGUAACUACCAGUUCUCGUAACACUCAUUUCUUGUAACUAUCAGUUCUCAUAACACUCUGUUCUAGUAACUAUCAGUUCUUGUAACACUCAGUUCUUGUAACACUCAGUUCUUGUAAAUAUCAGUUCUCAUAACACUCAGUUCUUGUAACACUCAGUUCUUGUAACACUCAGUUCUUUUAUUUACCAUUUUGAUCUCCAGACUUUAUUUAAAAAAUUAUCCCUAACCAUAAUUCUGCAUUAUUAUUUUAUGUUAAAAAAAAUUGACAUAUAAUUGUUUUUGUGACCGGUUGGGGGGGAGGGGAGCAUACUGGCAAGAGGGCCAGGCCAACAGGUUGAAAGCCUGAAUGCUUGUUUGUAUAGUUUCUGCAUUUUGCUAGCAUCCCAUGAGAGUAAAAAUAUUACUGCUACAAAAUCAUGAACAAAUUCAAACUCAGGCCCGCCACCACCAGAGAAGGGAGGGCCCUGGAAAAGGGGUUAUGAAGCCACCUAAUCAAACUCAAAAGGGAGCUGAGUUGCAGGCUACCUCCUUUUCAUUGAGGAAAAUUACCCAGGCUGGCAACUGGAAUGUAUGCACAAUGCAUGAGAUGGGGAAAGUUUAUCAGGCGGCAUUAGAGUUUAAAAAUUACAAUAUAAGUAUUCAAGGGGUCAGUAAAGCAAGAUGGACAAAAUCAGGAAGAAUAAAACUAACAACAGGAAAGACAACUUUAUGUUCAGGGAGGAAGAGGAAAAUAUACAACACACAGAAGGAGUGUCUGUAUUACGGAGACAGUGUCUGUAUUACUGAAGCAGUGUCUGUAUUACGUUCUACACAGCCAGAACAUUCCCUUAUAAAGUGACAACCACAAAUGUCAUGGAUAACAGCAACAUUUAGAAUAUUCAAGAAGGAAGAUAAUUUAAAUGUAUUGCAAUACUAAGCUCCUACCAGCCAUGAAGAAGGAGAGAAUAAAAAAUGAUUUCUGUGCUAGAUUACAAACAGUGGUAGAUCAAUUUAGAGAUAUGAUGAUUAAUGAAGGAAGACUUCAACUCUAAAAUAGGGAAUGAUAAAACAGGAUAUAUACAGGAGAUAAUGGGGAGCCUUGGCCUAGGAAUAAUAAUACAAGAUAUGAAGAGAUUAUAGGGAGUUUUGUCCUAGGAAUAACAAUACAGGAUAUGAGGAGAUUAUGGGGAGUCUUUGCCUAGGAAUACAGGAUAUGAGGAGAUUAUGGGGAGUCUUUGCCUAGGAAUACAGGAUAUGAGGAGAUUAUGGGGAGUCUUUGCCUAGGAAUACAGGAUAUGAGAAGAUUAUGGGGAGUCUUGGCUUAGGAUUAAAUCAUUAGAGUUUUAGAAGUAUUUACUGAUUUUUGUGCUGAUGAUACACUAGUGAUAGGCGGAAGAAUAUUUAGAAAUGCAAAUUUAGCAUUUCUAAAAAAAAAAACAAAGACGAUGCCGAAAAACUAAAUACAAUGUUACUUUUCUAUAGUUGAACCAAAUACAAUGUGGCAUUUCUAUAAAUGAACCAAAUACUAUGUUACAUUUCUUUAUCUGAACCAAAUACAAUGUUACAUUUCUGUAGUUCAACCAAAUACAAUGUGGCAUUUCUAUAGUUCAACCAAAUACAAUGUGGCAUUUCUAUAGUUCAAACAAAUAUAAUGUGGCAUUUCUAUAGUUAAACCAAACACAAAGUGGCAUUUCUAUAGUUCAACCAAAUACAAUGGGGCAUUGUUAUCGGUGAACCAAAUACAAUGUUACAUUUCUAUAAAAGAACCAAAUACAAUGUUACAUUUCUAUAAAUGAACCAAAUACAAUGUUACAUUUCUAUAGUUGAACCAAAUACAUAGUUAAAUUAAUAUAGAUAUACCAAAUACAAUGUUAAAUUUCUAUAGUUGAACCAAAUACAUAGUUAAAUUACUAUAGAUAAACCAAAUACAAUGUUACAAUUCUAUAGUUGAACCAAAUACUAUGUUACAUUUGUAUAGUUGAACCAAAUUUAAUGUUACAUUUCUAUAGUUGAACCAAAUACAAUGUUAAUUUUCUAUAGUUGAACCAAAUACUAUGUUACAUUUCUAUAGUUGAACCAAAUACUAUGUUACAUUUCUAUAGUUGAACCAAAUACUAUGUAACAUUUGUAUAGUUGAACCAAAUUUAAUCUUACAUUUCUACAGUUGAACCAAAUACAAUGUGGCAUUUCUAUAAUUUAACCAAAUACAAUGUGGCAUUUCUAUAGUUGAACCAAAUACAAUGUUACAUUUCUGUAAUUCAACCAAAUACAAUGUGGCAUUUCUAUAGUUCAAAAUAAUAUAAUGUGGCAUUUCUAUAGUUAAACCAAAUACAAAGUGGCAUUUCUAUAGUUCAACCAAAUACAAUGUGGCAUUUCUAUAUUUAAAACAAAUGCAAUGUGGCAUUUCUAUAGUUGAACCAAAUACAAUGUGGCAUUUCUAUAUUUAAAACAAAUGCAAUGUGGCAUUUCUAUAGUUGAACCAAAUACAAUUUUGCAUUUCUAUAGUUAAACCAAAUACAAUGUGGCAUUGUUAUCGGUAAACCAAAUACAAUGUUACAUUUCUAUAAAUGAACCAAAUACAAUGUUACAUUUCUAUAGUUGAACUAAAUACAUAGUUAAAUUACUAUAGUUGAACCAAAUACUAUGUUACAUUUCUAUUGUUCAACUAAAUACAUUGUGGCAUUUCUAUAGUUUAACCAAAUACAAUGUUAUUUUUCUAUAGUUGAACCAAAUACAAUGUUACAUUUCUAUAAAAGAACCAAAUACAAUGUUACAUUUCUAUAAAUGAACCAAAUACAAUGUUACAUUUCUAUAAAUGAACCAAAUACAAUGUUACAUUUCUAUAGUUGAACCAAAUACAAUGUUACAUUUCUAUAGUUAAACCAAAUACAAUCUCCAGACAGAUUGGACUUGGGGUACAUGAAAACAAAACUAAAGUUAUGAGAAUAAAUUCAAAUAGCACAGGAGCUAUGGCAAUAAGAGUGAAAGCACUAGGAGGAGUAGAUAGUUUUACCUACCGGUACCUAGGAAUUAUAGUUUUUUAGGAUAGGGGGAUAUGAGGCAGGUAUCAGGGCAAGAAUACAGAUGGCAAAGGGAGCUUUUGCCUUAGUUAAAAAUAUUUGGAAUUCUAGGUAAAUUAGGAGAAUGAAAAAAAUUAGAAUGUUUAGACCAUAUGUUAACCCUUUUUGUUGCAUGGCUCAGAAAGCUGGAGAUCAACCAAGAAAGAUUAGAAAAGACUGCGCAAACCUUCAUGAACAGCUGCCUUCAUAAAAAUCUUCAACAUCAAGUGGUUCCACAAAAUCCCAAACACAACAUGUAAUGAAAUGGCAGUGCAAAGCCUAAUGGAGCAAGAAAUAACCAGGAAAGAAGGUGGAGAUGAGUAAUAUCAUGAGAAAACCCAUUCCUAAUUUAGCAAGACAAGCCCUUUUAUGUAGCCCUCGUAGGUCAAGAGGAUGAAGAAGACCCCAAAACACCUGGAGAAGACCCCAAAACACCUGGAGAAGACCCCAAAACACCUGGAGAAGACCCCAAAACACUUGGAGAAGACCCCAAAACACCUGGAGAAGAGACCAAAAUGCUGGGAAAUUGUUAUUGGCCUAUGCUCCAAUGGGAGUUGAAAAGGCAAAGAAAAAGAAGAAUGAAAUUUAAAAAAACUAGAUGAGUUUGGCCAGUGUGUUUGAUUCUUCUCUUUCUUAGCAAGGGCCAUUUCUCUUAAGAUCACAAAUUGUGAAGCAAAUAUGCUGUCAAUGAACCUGAAAUUUACUUCAUAAAUGUUCCAUAGGUUCUGGCUGCUAUUCGUCUCCUCCUAGAGUUCAAUGCCGACCCACAUUUGUUGAAUGGAACCAGACUGACACCACUGAGUCGUCUGCUACACAUUGGUCUGAAAGUUGUGCACAAGGCAGACAAGUGUGAGUGUGUUAGGACAUCUCAGCCAGACAUUUACAUAGGAGAUUACAAACAUGACUAUGAAAUCCUGGCCAAGGCAAUGGAGAUUCUGUUUGAAUUUAAAUCUGAUUCAAACUUCAUGUGCCAGGUAGGGCUUUAAAAAUUAUAAUUCUAAUUGAUAUUUUGGACUACUAUGAAAAUAAUUUUUGGCUAAUUUAUGCUUAGAGGUGGAGUGUGAAUAUUUUGUAAUUUUAUGAUCUUUAGGUUAGACUUGAAAGUUACAUUGUAAACAUUCUAACUCUUGCCAGGUGGGCCACACACCCUUGAUCCUCCUGUUGCAAUUCCUUCUUUACGAUGACCUGGCCAAUCUUUGUGCUCAGUCCACAAGUGUCCUUAGGACAGUGGAGGUGCUGCUAAAAAAUGAGGCGGAGCCUAAUUUUACAGAUGGGGCCCAUGGGACGGCUCAUAGUUUAAGUGAGUCAACAAAUAGACUUACUUUGAUCAAUUAAAUAGUCUUAGGUGCUUUCCUUGAACUUUACAUAUUUUAACUUAGGUUUUUGAAAUACAGAGAUAAAUGUGGUUUGAAUUUUUAUUUUUUCCUGUCAGAUCAGCUUCAUCCGCCACUACCUCACAGAUAGCGCAACAAAAACACUAGUUUGUACUUUGUUUUCUCUCGUCUUGACUAUUGUAACUCCCUUCUGUCCGGUUCACAUAAACAUUGCAUAGAAUAACUGCAGAAAGUUCAAAACUCCGCUGCUAGGUUAGUUCUAAAGGCAAAGAAAUGUGAUUAUAUCACUCCACUACUUCACUCACUCCAUUGGCUCCCUAUACAGGCUUGCAUUGAUUACAGGCUGUCUUUUCUCUGUCACAAUUUUUUCUCUGGUUCCUGCCCUUCCUAUCUUACUGAACUUCUUUCUGUCUAUUCGCCCCUUCAAAAGCUUUUUUCCUCCGCAGAUACGAGUAUUCUUUCUGUUCCCAGAACCCGCACUAAAACAUACAGUGAACAACCUUUCUCUUUCUGUGCCCCAAAGCAAUGGAAUUCUCUCCCAUUACACAUCAGCAAUAUAACGAACAUCCCAGCCUUCAAAACUGCCCUCAAGACUCAUCUCUUCAAACUGUACUAUACCAAUUCAUUCUCACUCCCUCUGGCUGAUAAAUAACACUUAAUGCUGCUGUGUGCUGUCCAUGGCUAGACAGAGGUAGAGAUUACUUGGGUGGGUGAGGUCAAGGUUUUCACCAAUUGUUUUUAAAUGUAUAAUUUUCUGUAAUUGCUCAUUUUUUUGUGAAGCGCAGUGAGCCUAGCCCUAGGCUGGAGUACUGCGCUACAUAAAACCACCUUAAUAAUAAUAAUAAUUUCUUUUACUGAGAUGCAGUUGCAGUAAGAGAUUUUUCUUCUUCUUCUUCUAUAUCUUAAGGGCCCACGAUCAAUUUAUUGAUCAUUUUGGCUCCUAUGCAUGUAGAUGGGAUUUGCAAUGUUUCUGUUACUGGUGUUGAUGAGGAAAUCAUGCACUAGCGGUUUGAAGGCUUGAGACAAUAGACACAAAUGUGUCUAGUGUUGUCGCCUCAACCGUUCCUUUUGAAAGAUUGUUCUAGUCCCUGAUUGUCUUGGGCAGGAUUGAGCAGCUCCUAUACUGGCUUCUUGCUGGUAUGAGCCUGAAUUGCCUGUCAUGGCCUCGUCGCUGUCUAUGGGGGAGAGGGACGAGUUUCCUUUUAACAGUGGACAGUGGAACAGUGGACCAGCCCAUUAUUUAUCUUGUACAUCAUGGAGAGCCUGGAUUGUCGUCGUCGUUUCUCCAAUGGUGACCAGCCUAGUGUUUCUAGCAUGCUGCCAACACUAGAGGUAUUCCUGUAGCGCAAAUCCUGUUUCGCACGACGAGCAGCGACCUGGCGGAGGUUGGACACAAUGCUCUUCUGGGUAAAUGGGUCCCAGACUGAAGAUGCAUAAUCUAAAAUCGGACGGAUAAAGGCUUUAUAUGCUCUUUCUUUCACACGGGAGUUGCCAAUCUUUAGAUUUCGCCUUAAGAACCCUAGGGUCUUGUUUUCUUGGUUACAUACAUUGUUAAUAUGCUCGUCCCAGCGGACCUCUCUUUGAAUGGUAACACCCAGGUACUUUACUUUUUGAGAUAUGUAACACUGUGCUAAUGUCUUUAGGCACUAAACUGCCCUUUAGUUAUAAGAUUAUCAAAAUUGAUAAAGUGCUGUGAUUUAUUUUUGUCAUACAUAGAAGUCAGUAUAAAGAGAUGCAUCAUUUAAGAAAUGUUUUGAUUAAACUCUGCCAUAAUUUUUCUUAUCCUUUAGUUGCCAUGAUCUGCCAUCGCUGUAUGCAGGAUGAUCCAGAAAAUCUGGGUGUGCCCCUAGGUCAGUCACCAUUGUUAAGAGAGCAGUUUGGUGAGCUGGUAAAUGAGGUUCUCUGUGUCAUGCUGAGACACGGUCUAGAUCCCAACCAUAAGUCUAACAAAAUAUCCCGUCACCUUCAAGGUGGACAAGGCAAUGGAUUGAUUGGUGGGUACUCGAUACAAGAUCUGAGUAUUAAAUGAAGUAUUAAAUUAAACAAAAUCUACCAUUUAAUUAUCUAACACCGUGCAUGGUAUCACAAAUGUAGUCCAUCUGAAUCUAGACUAAUUUGUUCUUAGGGAAAACAGCCUAGUUUGAAUUGACCAUUUAGCCAAUAAAAGGUCUCUGUUGUAGGGGAGGAGGUUAACUCUGUAUAUAAAACCACUAAAGUUGGAAGAUAGCUAAGCUGGUGUGGGGUACAAAAUUUACUGUAUACUCUAUAGGGACACACAAAAUUAAAUUUAUGCUUCAUUUGACUAUUAUCUUAAGUAAGUUUUUUUUUAAAUUUCUAGACAGACUUUGGGCACUAUUUAGCAAUCUUUUAAACCUCUAUCACUUUUUAUUUAGCCAUUGUCUUGGGAGCAAAAACUCUUCUUGUAAACUCUUUUAAGAUAGAUCUAUUAUAUUUGUAAAGAUUGUUUCCAGCUUAUUUAAGUAAUAAUAAUUCAAAUUCAUUAAAUUAAAAAAAGAGUUUGUCAGCCUCGUGAGCACAGCAUCAAGUAAUGCAGAAUUCCAACUUGUAGAGAAAUGGAUUCGAACUCUCCUACAAUGGGGAGCAGAUCCUGACCUUGAGCCCUACCCAUCUGAACCAAUCAUAUGUCACUGUCAGAGUUCAAUCUUCCUGAAGAAGCUUCCAACACAACCCCUGGCCCACCUGAUUCAUGAGGUAUGGCAUAGCUAGCUCACCUGAUUCAUGAGGUAUGGCAUAGCUAGCUCAGCUGAUUUAUGAGGUAUGGGAUAGCUUGCUCACCCAAUUUAUGAGGUAUGGGAUAUUUAGCUCACCUGAUUCAUGAGGUAUGGCAUAGCUAGCUCACCUGAUUUAUGAGGCAUGGGAUAGCUUGCUCACCCGAUUUAUGAGGUAUGGGAUAGCUAGCUCACCUGAUUCAUGAGGUGUGGGAUAGCUAGCUCACUUGAUUUAUGAGGUAUGGGAUAGCUAGCUCCCCUGAUUUAUGAGGUAUGGGAUAGCUAGCUCACCUGAUUCAUGAGGUAUGUCAUAGCUAGCUCACCUGAUUCAUGAGGUAUGGGAUAGCUAGCUCACCUGAUUCAUGAGGUAUGGCAUAGCUAGCUCACCUGAUUCAUGAGGUAUGGGAUAGUUAGCUCACCUGAUUCAUAAGGUAUGGGAUAUUUAGCUCACCUGAUUCAUGAGGCAUGGCAUAGCUAUCUCACCUGAUUCAUGAGGUGUGGGAAUAAUUAGCCUACGUGAAUUUCUUGAUGAUCAAUUAAAACAAAUUAUAAUUUUGUGAAUAAAAAUGCUAAAGAUGGGAAGCAUUUUCAUGGCUGAAAAGCAGACAGAGGUUUUUACUAUUCAUUUUUAUGUUUUCUUUUCAGUAAAUCAAACAUAGUAUUUUUCUCUGGGUGAUGAAUAGUCAGUACUUAUUUUGCCUUAGCUAUUGAUGCGUUAAAUGAUUUUGAAUACAUUAAUUCAAAAUUUCAGGUAAAGGAUAAAGAGAAUCUUUUGUUUAACAAGUCAGUGCAGAAUAUUUUGCUGCUGUUCUACAACACGAUGGACCACAAGGCCUUGCAUGGGUGUCUAACUGCCUCUAAAAGUAUCCUUCACUUACAACCCUCUGGCAUCCUGCUGGACGGCCUCACCGUCUCCAGCUUGUGUGAUGGUAGUGUCGACUUCCUGACCUUGAUCAACAUGAUGAGCGGGAAUCCCCAAUCCCUGAAAGAACUUUCUCGUGUAAGCAUUUACAAAUCCCUGAAGCACAACCUGGCCAGUAAAGUGGAGAGUCUCCCACUGCCCAGUGUUGUCAAGAAAUAUGUUCUGGAAAUAGCAACAUGAGAUAUGUUUUAGUAAUCUCAAAGUAAAGAGGAUGAUUUUGUUUUCAUGAUAUUAGUUAUCUUUUAUUGUUGAAAUCCAUUUGAUGUGAAUUUGGUACACCAGAGGCUCCCGAAACCUUUUUAUGGCAUCCAGAUUUACCCAGGUGGCCUUAUUUAAUUUCUAAUAAGUGCACUGCAAAAUAGAACACUUUUAUUACAUUUUUUUACGUUGGUCCGCAAAGCUUUGUAACCUCUGGGUUAUACUACUACAUGUGUCAUGAGAUUAAAAUUGGUCCUCAGGGAAGAGCUGCAGAAGUUAGUUUAUAUUACAGAUUUGUUAUGUCAGAUUGGCAUUAACUUUUAGUGAAUGGGAAUGGUUUUAUGAGAAAGAAAUUUUUGUGCAUCUUAUCUACACUAAUAUAAUUUUUUAAGACAAAUUGAUCAUAAAUAUAAUCAUAUACGGUAAUAAAAUAAAAAGUUAAAAGUAAUAUUUUUGCCAAUGUACAUGUUUGGGUCAUAUUUCACUGCACUUAAUUGUCUGCAAUUAUUUAGCAUCUAAAAACAAAAUUGGGCAAUAUUUGUGCCAGAUCUUUUUUUUAUCUUGAAAUCCAAAGAAAUAAUAAAUUUUAUUAUAAUUGGCCAUGAGGCACUGUGAAAACAAGUGCAUGUGCUAAAAAUGUGAUACCAGUGAGUGUCAGUACAUAUUUCACAACACAGACUGCUGUACAAGUCAGCAAGGAAUAUUUUUGUGUGUUAACAAUGAUAACUAUUCCAACCUAAAGUGAAAGCUCAACUGUGCACAACAGUACUUGGAGAUGUGCACAACAGUACUUGGAGAUGUGCACAACAGUACUUGGAGAUGUGCACAACAGUACUUG